AUUCCGGCCAUCCACUCGGGACGUCGUCGGCAGGAUAACAAAGCGCUAGCCCCUUUCGACCCUUUCAAUGAUUUGUGCUUUGUAUCUGGUCAAACAACUGGUCAAACAAGCGCAUGGAACGCUGAGGCCAACAAACAUAAUAGGCGUGUGGAGAGAGGAGAUAUAUGUGGAUCCAAUGAGGCCUGAGCGCAGAGGUGGCACAGAUCUAAUUGGACAUUCCAGCUGAGAAGGAAAGGCCAAGAUGCGAAUCUUUCAUCAAUCCAUGUCGCGUGGGAUACGCCAAUGGCAUUGUGCGGAGAUUAACAGGACACAUCCGCAAAUAAAAGGAAAUCGACUGCGAAUAUACCUCAACGUCGCCGCUUUUCUCCUCCUCUCCUCUCUCCCGGCCUCUUCACUCUUCUCUCGACUAUCACGCCUCUUUACGACGGGAUUCAACACGUCGUGCUAGAGGAGAAGACUCGAGAAGACAAAGAAGAAGCGGAUUACAGCUAUUCCUACAGUAUCGAGUCAAGGGACGGUGCCACCCUUGCUUCUGCCCGGGGCGCGUUCCCUCGACCACCUCGCCGCUUAUUGUUCUCCUCAUCUACGUCUUGGCGACUCUUGUUCUCUUCCACGAUCUUGGAUAAGAACAUUUGCAACAGGUGUUGACAACUCGACCAACACUUGUGGCGAUCUCAGUCACUUCUGUUGGCUUGUUCCAUCGUCC
Messenger RNA from Dacryopinax primogenitus, 706 nucleotides. RefSeq lists its product as uncharacterized. The transcript has a single exon. NCBI's taxonomy places the organism in Eukaryota, Fungi, Basidiomycota, Dacrymycetes, Dacrymycetales, Dacrymycetaceae. The coding region runs from base 68 to 226 and encodes 52 amino acids. The record is from RefSeq and is a predicted model, not a curated record.